Vigna angularis (adzuki bean) is the source of this 454-nucleotide messenger RNA. RefSeq lists its product as uncharacterized. The transcript has 3 exons. Bases 111 to 416 code for a protein of 101 amino acids. NCBI's taxonomy places the organism in Eukaryota, Viridiplantae, Streptophyta, Magnoliopsida, Fabales, Fabaceae. The record is from RefSeq and is a predicted model, not a curated record.
GAGACGUAUAUCUUGUGCCAUACAUUGAUGGGUAGGUGUUGUUAUAUGUGGCCAGUUCAUUAUUAUAGUUUCCUUAAUUAGUUAAAUAACUAUUUAUCCUUUAUGAUAGCAUGCACUGGCAGCUGAUGGUCAUCAUUCCCAAAGCAUGUAAAAUUAUAUGGUUUUGUUCGUUGCAUAGGAAGAUGAAAAAUGACUUGAGAACAAUGCUUCAAGGAGUUAUUGGUAAAUCACGUGGUCAACUGGUUCAAAUUUUGUAUCCAAAGUGUAACCAGCAGCUAGAUUCAUGGGAAUGUGGCUUCUAUGUGAUGUGUUGGAUUAAGACCAUCAUUCGAGUUGUCAUUACAGAUGACUGGAAUGAGGUAAUGACGUAUACCUUGAAUACAUUACAAAUCAAAUUUAUCUUCAAACAUAUAUGAAACCAUAAUGAAUCUUUCUUGAAUUUUGCAGCGCUUCA